Molecule: messenger RNA, 2117 nt
Organism: Leptopilina boulardi
Lineage: Eukaryota; Metazoa; Arthropoda; Insecta; Hymenoptera; Figitidae
Gene: cGlr1
Product: cyclic GMP-AMP synthase-like receptor
Exons: 11
Coding region: 423-1670 (415 amino acids)
Source: RefSeq, a predicted model, not a curated record
CUCAAAGCAAAGUGGAAGAGGGGGAACCCAGAUGGAAUAGGACAAAGAAAGAAUUGAAAAAUAAAAUAUUUCUAUUAAUUCUUUUUUUUAAAUUAUAUAUAAUAUAAAUUUAUUUCAGAUUUCGCAAAAUUUUUUCUAAAAAAAAAGAUAAGGUUUUUAUCUGUAAAGUUAUUUUACAAAGAAUUUCUCUGAAAGAAGUUGAUUUUAUUCAUAACCGGAAAGCAUCAAUGUGUGUAUAUUGCAUGUGACUAAAAAAGAAACAAUUUUUUGUAUGUAUAGACGUCGGUGUAAAACUUCGAAGAUAAACUACAGUUUGGGAGUACAGCACAACUUUUAGUAGCUUUUAGUUUGCUUCUUGACUUUCAAGAAAGAAUUUAUUCUCCAUUGUAUUUUUGUUUUCUUCAUUAUUUCACCAUUAUAAAAUGUCUUAUACUGCCUAUCAGUAUAAAGAAAAUGGUCAUUUUUCAAAUGAUCAAAUUUUAAAUACUAUUAAUAAAUUUGUGACAUUACAAAAAGAUGAUAGAAAAAUAAGUAACGCUCAUAUAGAAAAGGUAAUUAAAGAAGGUAUAAUACCUUUAAUGAGAAGAAAUGAUCCUUUUUUUAAUAAAUUUUUUAAUUCCAUUUUACAUGGAGGUUCCUAUUAUAAAGGAACAAAAGUUGGAAAACCAAAUGAAUAUGAUUUGAAUAUGAUUAUUUUACUGCCGUGGAGACAAGAUACUUUAAACUUUGAAACACCUGAAAAGAAGCCCGGCUACAUCAAAAUACAAUUAACUAAAGAUAGUAAAUUGCAAGAUUGGAAGAAUUAUGAAAAACAGCUCGACAAGAUAAUUAGUCCAAAUAAUUAUUUGGAUCAAAAUAAAUUUCGUGAAUUAAUGGAGUCAAUUUUAUCAAGAAGUUUGCAAACUUUACCAAAUUGUCCAAUUCGCAAAAAUUGGAAACAACUUCAAAUAAGUAACGAAAAUUACAGCAUUUCUUACAAAAAAAGUGGUCCAGCUUUUACAUUUACAAUAAUAUUUUCAAAUAAUCAAGAAAUUGACGUAGAUUUGGUACCUUCUUUGGAAUUUUCUGUUCCUCCACCAAAACGAUAUAAGGGAUUUAAAAAUGAACCAAAAAAUUGGUCAAUUAUUCCAAAACCGCAAAAUGAAGAAAAUGGAAAUUUAAUGUGGAGAAUAAGUUUUUAUAGAGAAGAGAAAGAACGUUUGAAAGGUCCCAUGAAAACAGUGAUUCGAUUAUUAAAAAAACUCAGAGACACGCAACGAAUGCACAAUUUUUGCAGCUAUUUUAUAGAAACAGUUGCAUUGAAUGAAUUAAAAUCAUACGAGAAUGAUUUAAAUUUUAUGAAAUUACCAAUAACAUGCAUUUUUAUGCAUAUGCUUGAAAAAUUACGCGAUGCUGCAAAAAAUCAUAAUAUUCCAUUUUUUUAUAAUAAAAAUAUGAAUUUAUUGGAAAAAAUUUCAUCAAUGGAAAUGAAAAAUUAUGCUGAUAGAUUUGCACAAAUUAUAUUGAAAAUAAAUCAAAAUAUUUCCACAGAUCCUUGUAUUAUUGCAAAGUUUAUUUUAACUCCAGAAGAAUUAAGAAAAUUAAAAGAAGAAUAUUUACCAACUGUUCCGUCGGCAGAGGCACAAGAAAUUACAGAACAAAUUGAGAGAAGCCGUUGUAUCCUUUCUUAAUUAUUUUUUUAUUAUGUAUACAGAAAAAUUGAAAAUUGCCAAAACAAUCAAGAAUAUUGUCGAAGAGAAAAAAAAUUGUUCUACUAUUAAAAAUGAAGAAUUUCUUUUACUUUACAAUCUUAUUACAAGUGAAGCGAAAAAAAUUAAUGAAAUGUUUUUUGAAUUAAAAGAAGAAUUGAAACAUAUAAAUGAUAAUAUGAAAAUUUUAACGGAAAAAAUUAAUGAACUUGAAGCAAAAUCUACAGAUGUGCCAAGUUGUUUGUUAGAUUAAAUUUUUACUAAUCUCAAAAAUAUCAUUUGAAAACAAAUGGUAAGGAUAUUUUUAAUUGUGGCUCUUUAUCAAUUUUAAUUACAUUUUUAAUCUAUUUUUAUCAAUUUUUAAUGUGCUUGAAAUUGUACUUGAAAUAUUUUUGUACAAUUCUUUUAAUAUAAAAAUACAAAUAAAAA